Molecule: messenger RNA, 1778 nt
Organism: Silurus meridionalis
Lineage: Eukaryota; Metazoa; Chordata; Actinopteri; Siluriformes; Siluridae
Product: dynein regulatory complex subunit 2-like
Exons: 9
Coding region: 166-1584 (472 amino acids)
Biological process (GO): regulation of cilium movement; axonemal dynein complex assembly; cilium-dependent cell motility
Cellular component (GO): axoneme; axonemal dynein complex
Source: RefSeq, a predicted model, not a curated record
CUGCAAUGAGAAUCGAUUUCUGUUUCGAUCGCUGCAGUUUAUCGGUAAACACCGACCGGAGCAGCAGCAAGUUUCAGCCAUGAGCAGGGAUUAAUACUAGUUUUCUUUUUGUCGAGCUUCAUAUCUUUUGCAGAGCUUCAGUGUUUCUAAAGGAAUCGAGCAAUUAUGCAGAAGAAAGGAGGGAAGAAGGGAAAAGGUGGAAAGCAGACGACUAAGGAGGACAGACUGCUGUUUCUGAAGAAUAAACAACAGAAGGAAGUGCUGAACACCAGAGUUAACCUGAAGAAGUUGAACCAGCUGUGGCAUGCGAGCCUGCGCCAGACCGCUGCAGCCGCUCUGCACGAAGAUUUUGCUGUCCUCAGACAAACAUUUGAGAGAGUUGUGGACUGCAAGGACGAUGCCAUUCAGUUAUUGGUGCAUGAGCUGAGUGAAGCAGAGCAUCAGUCAGCACUGGCUAAAGGCACUCAUCUGCAGCGUGUGGAUUAUCUUCUUAAUGUACAGAAAAGCCGACUGGCAUCACUAGAGUCACACUGGAACACCAGUCUUGAGGAACUCACUACUGAGUGCUGCACAGAGAGGGAACACUUUUUGAAGCGGCAUCAGCGGGAUAUAGAGUACCUGGAAGCAGCCAACUCUGCCUUAGAACAGCAUUACGCUGGAAUUGAAAGUGAGGCACAACAGAACUAUCAGAAUGAACGCGAUGACAUUAAAAACCAGAACACUGAGGAGAAGCAUGCACUGAGUGUCCAUUUGGAAGGCACAGUGGAAGAGUUGUGGCAGCAGCUCCAGCAAGAGCAGGAGAAGUACACUGAAGCCACUAAUAAUCUCCAGGCAGAUUUUGAUGCACUUUCUGCCAAAGACCAGCAAAAUGCUCAACAAGCAAACCUGCUGAUAAAGCGAAUACAGAAAUUGCAGGAAACAAUUACUGCUCUUCAUUCUCAUCUGAGCUCCAGUCAGGUAGACAAUGAAGCAUCUGCAUGUGACCUUCGUGAAGAAUGUGAGCAAGUUAGUGAGAAAAUCCAACAGCUCAGAGCGAAGCUCAGCACUGCCCAGGCAGCUGAAAAAACACGACUAGCUAAUCACACGAUGCACAGCUAUAAAGCGCUUAAAAAACUACAGGAUAUUAAUGAAGAGGGAGAGAUAUUGUUAAGUCUGGUUAAUGUUUGCCGCAAGCUUGAAACGGAGCAGGAGAAGGUGGUUCCUUUUUACACAUCAUCUUUAACUGAUGAGGAACUGAGUCAGGAGAAGGCAAAUGCUAUGAAGUCGAUAUCUGAAGAAUUAGCACAGACAAUGAUGGACUAUACAGAUCUACUAAGGUUCUGGCAACGUUUCAACAAGGUUCGACUGGAACGUUUGUGUUUAGAACGGGAGAAGAAGUUCCUAGAAUUGGAGAACCAGCAGCUGAGGAUUCUUGUCAAGCAACACCUGGAUGGAUUCUCUGUGAAUGAAGAGAUCCUACAGCAGCAGAACUCGCUGCUGAUGGUGUCUGGUGCAUUGCAACAAACCUCUCCCCCUUCAGAAACUCGAACAAAAACUCACAGGACAGUCAUAGAGGCAGCUCAUGUGGUGCAGCAUAUACUGUAGAGAAGAUAUGUAGCAGCAGACAUAUUUAGCACUGGGAUUUAUAAAUAAUAAACAGGUUGUCUUUGUGUUUUUUGCAGUAUCUAUCCAUCUAUCUAUUUAUCCAUCUUUCUCCUUUAUGUAGGUGAAAGAUAUGUUCCUGAACAUGUUUCUGCUUUAAAAAAACUUAAAAAAAUUAAACACUGAACUCACAAAUG